CCUUGACAUGCUGUCCUGGCGUUCUUUUUUGCGGGGGUCGUGUAGGAAUCUGCAUCUCUGCGAUGCUCUUGCCUUGGCGGAUCAUGCAAUGCGGAAGGCAAAGUACGUGCGCACGUAAUAAUGCUGCAGGCCUCACUGCCUGCCCUCCUUCCACCGGCGACCUUGGAAAGAAAAAAAAUCGGUCGUCAGGGAGUGACAUCUGCACAUCCUUUUGCUCUCGAAAAAAUUUUGUUCCGAGCUCAUCCUCAUUAGCAAGUGCGCGCAAAGGGGAUUUUAUUUCGUUCACUGCACACUGGCCGCCUUCCGCCGGAUCGAGUAUAAAUAGCAUUGGGCCCGCCCAUUGUUCGUCUACCAGAAGGAAUAGGACAACGCAUCUCUCUUGUGUGCAACUUUUUUGUCUCCCUCCUAUAUAUCCCCUGUAAUAUCUGUUACGGCACGCUACCUCUGCCCAUUGCCAUUUACUGUCUCAAGCAUGGGCUGGAUUGACAAGCUAAAACACCCGUGUUGCCCGCACGCCUUUCGGCAACGUGCUGGAUCCAAGUUCUCUGUCGAAUUGCGCGCUGGUCUGACGACAUUCAUCGCCAUGGCAUAUAUCAUCUCGACGAAUGCGCUCAUCCUCACCGACUCUGGAGGUCCUUGCGAUUGUGACCGCGAAAAGUUCGGCGCUACCUGCGAAACAGAUCCCGCCUACGCGACAUGCCUCCAGGAGGUCAAGCUGGAUCUGAUUACAGCCACCUGCGCCAUCUCCUGCCUUGCCUGUGUGCUGAUGGGUGCCCUGGCUAACCUGCCGAUUGCGCUGGCUCCCGGAAUGGGCCUGAACGCCUACUUUGCGUACACCGUCGUCACGUACCAGAAUGCUGUUGCGGCUGUGUGCAUUGAGGGCAUCAUCUUCUUUGUGCUGUCGGUUAUUGGUCUGCGCCAAUGGUUUGCUCGUCUGAUCCCGCUGUGCCUCAAGACUGCCACUGCCGCCGGUAUCGGAAUCUACCUGGCAUUUAUCGGUCUGCAGUCGUCGGCUGGAAUCGGCCUCAUCACCGGCAGCCCGGCUACUCUAGUUGAGCUCGGUGGGUGCCCGCCCGAGUUCCGCGACAAGAACAACCUGUGCACCUCUCACCACAUGCAGGGCGGCCCGACCUGGCUCGGCAUCAUGGGUCUGAUGGUUAUCGGCACUCUUCUCCUGUACAGACUCAAGGGCGCUAUCCUGAUCGGCAUUGUGCUUGUCGCCAUCAUCUCGUGGCCACGCCCGACCUCGGUAACGUACUUCCCGUACACCGAGGCCGGCAAACGGCGCGUGGUCGCCUUCCACCCGAUCAAGCACACGCUCAGCUCGUACCACUGGGACCUGUCGUCGGGCGAAAUCUGGAUUGCGCUGAUCACGUUCCUGUAUGUGGAUAUCCUCGACUGCACAGGCACCAUGUUCUCGAUGGCCAAGUUUGCUGGCUACAUGGACGACAACACCCAGGACUUUGAGGGCUCCAGCAUGGCGUUCCUUGUCGACUCGGCGUCGAUUGUCGGGUCGGCGUUCGGCUCGUCGCCAGUCACUGCAUUCAUCGAGUCUGGCGCGGGCAUUGCCGAGGGCGGCAAGACUGGCAUUACCACUAUGAUCACCGGCCUUAUGUUCUUCAUCUCGCUGUUCUUUGCUCCGAUCUUUGCGUCGUUCCCGCCCUGGGCCACUGGUCCGGCCCUGAUUACUGUCGGAUCGAUGAUGAUGCGCAAUGUUAUCUCGAUCAACUGGAACUACGUUGGCGACGGCCUGCCUGCAUUCAUCACCAUCAUCAUGAUCCCGUUCGGCUACUCGAUCGGAUACGGUCUGAUUGCCGGCAUUGGCUCGUUUAUCUUCAUCAACUCUGCUGUCUGGAUCUUGCACAAGGUCUCCGGCGGCAGAAUCUGUCCGCCCAACUUCAACGAGCGCGACAACUGGGUCGAGUUUGUCACCCGCGGUGGCUUCAAGAGCAACAUCCCGCCCUGGAUCAUGCGCCUGUUUGGCAAGCAGCCGGUCUCGCUGGCUCCUCACCACGACGUCGGCUCGGAGAACGAGCUCAAGGAGAUCGCAAUCGAGAACAGCAAGUCAAUCCACUAAUCCCCAACACCAGCUACUAAUCUCUCUCUGUAAUCAUCUACCACUAAUAAUCAAAUCAAUGCU
Linderina pennispora is the source of this 2140-nucleotide messenger RNA. RefSeq lists its product as uncharacterized. Gene Ontology annotation, molecular function: purine nucleobase transmembrane transporter activity. Gene Ontology annotation, biological process: transmembrane transport. The transcript is spliced from 4 exons. The record is from RefSeq and is a predicted model, not a curated record. Lineage: Eukaryota; Fungi; Kickxellomycota; Kickxellomycetes; Kickxellales; Kickxellaceae. The coding region runs from base 473 to 2077 and encodes 534 amino acids. Gene Ontology annotation, cellular component: plasma membrane.